Chelonia mydas (Green sea turtle) is the source of this 4532-nucleotide messenger RNA. RefSeq names its product RAD51 associated protein 1 (gene RAD51AP1). Gene Ontology annotation, molecular function: double-stranded DNA binding; single-stranded DNA binding. The transcript has 10 exons. NCBI's taxonomy places the organism in Eukaryota, Metazoa, Chordata, Testudines, Cheloniidae. The record is from RefSeq and is a predicted model, not a curated record. Gene Ontology annotation, biological process: double-strand break repair via homologous recombination; interstrand cross-link repair. The coding region runs from base 2762 to 3829 and encodes 355 amino acids.
GGUAAUCAAAUCCGAUAUCUCACUCCUGAAGGUAACUCCGGAUGCAACGGUGCACUUCCUGCAUGCGUACGGCUUCAGGCCGGGUCCCUAUGCUGCUUCCCUGUGUGCCACUUUGGUCCCUACAGAAAUAAUUGCCCAUUGGUAUGGCAAAGUUUCCCAUGGCGGGGGGAAACAAGGCAGCUCUGCCAAAGAAUCGUUGGCAGAGGAUUGCAGAGUACCUACAUGAAAGCUUCCUAGAGAUCUCUAUGCAGGAUUUCCAGGACAUUAACAAACUUUUCUGCCAGGCCCCCACUGCUUAGCUGCUCAGGCUCUGUUGGUAAUUUCUAUCUCUUAUCCCUCCUCUACCAUAUAACAAAGUAAAUGAGACCUCAAUCUCACAUCUCUGUGCAGUAUCAAAGCAAAAUGUGUGCUUACCAGAGCAUGCAUCUCCUGCUUCAUGAGCACCAGAGCCAUAGUGCUGGAACUGGCUAAACCCCUCUGGAGUCAAAAAUAGGUCCUGACUUGCCAUGCCACCAGACGACUUUAUCACAUGUCCCACAUCCUCCUCCAACUCCACUUCCUCGUCUACCACUUUGUCCUCGGGCUUGACUCUGCUGGCUACUGCCUCCAGUCCCCCAAAGUAUCCGUGGAGCUCUUGACAGUGGAGGUGGGGUUGCUGCUGAGGAUGGCAUCCAGCUCCUGGUAGAAGUGGCGUGUCUUCAGUGCUACACCAGAGCGACCGUUUGCCUCCCUUGCCUUCUCGUAUGCCUGCCUUAACUCCUUGGUCUUAGCAUCACACUGCUGCUUGUCCCUUUUGUGUCCCUUCUGCAUGCCAUGAGCAAUCUGUCUGUAGAUAUCAAAGUUCCUACAACUUCAGCGAAGCUGCGACUGCACAGCCUCCUCUCCAAACAGAUCCAACGGCUCUGGUGUACCCCAGGCGGGAGCACCUCUGUUGCGGAAACCCAGCAUGGUCAGCUGGGAAGAUGCUGUGUGAACAGUCCAUGCUGAGCAAAGAGGAAGGGGAAUUUCAAAAAUUCCCAGGCUUUCAAACGGGGGAAGGAUGCAUGCCUGUGUUCCUGCAGGGCAGCAGAGUUAAAACUGUUGACCAGAGCGGUCAUGAUGGGCAUUGUGGGACACCUCUUGGAGGCCAGUUAGGACAACAUAAGCAGGUUCAGUGUCUACACUGACAUUGAGUCGCUCUAACUAAGUCGCAAAAAGCUCUGUGCCUCUCGUCGAGGUGGUUUUCUUUGUCAGAGUAGGGGAGUUACAUUGGUGGGAAGAACAUUUCAGUGUGUAUACCUCCACUGUUUUGGUGACAGAAGCUAACUUUUGUCAACAAAACUGUGUAGUGUACACAAGGUCUAAUUUGGCGUAGUGGGGCAGUUACAUCUGUGGGAGUGAAAUUUAUGUACACUCUUCCACAGCUAGGUUGAUGUAACCUGUCUUGCGUCAACCUGCGUAGCGUAGACCAGGCCUGAGAAGCCCUCCUAAAAGCUUGAUGUUAGGCAAGUAUGCAUCUAAGCUAUGUACAGUUCUCCACCUACUUUGGUGGUGGGUGCCAUACAGUUGCAAGUAACUGCCUAUGUAUGUGCAAAAGAUAAGGUGGGUGAGGUAAUAUCUUUUAUUGGAGCAGCUUAUGUUUCUGAGAGGCGAGCUUAUCUCUGAUAAUACAGCUACAGCAACAGUACAUAUAAUCAUACAUUUAUCCAAACUUGUUUGCUGUUACUUAUUUCCCUAUCUUGGAGGGGGAAGGACUUAUAAGACCUGCAACACUCUAACAUCAAAGCUCAUGAUAUACAGACAUUUGAGGUUGUACUGAUCACAGUAAGCUCAGUUUGGAAGUGAAAACAGCAGUACAUCGGCGUGUGUCAUGUUUGCAAUCCUCUUCAAUGUUGCCAUCGACUGAGUAAUGCAGCGAACAACAGUAGACAUUCCAAGAGGCAUUAAAUAGACACUCUUCCCAUCCCUUGAAGACCUGGACUUCGCAGAUAAUGUCGCUCUCCUAUAACAUACCCAACACCAUAUACAAGAAGAAACAACUCAACUCAAUGCAUUCAGCCAGCAAAUUGGACUGAAAAUCAACCGCAAUAAGACAGAUACCAUGACCUUUAAUAUUGCCUCACCAUCACCAGUACGGAUAGGGGAUUAUGUUCUCACCAAAAUAGAAACAUUCACAUACUUGGGCAGCACCAUCAGCCAGGAUGGUGGAACAAGCCAGGACAUUCGGAACAAAAUCAAUAAAGCCAGGAACACCUUCAGGAGCUUAAAUACUGUCUGGAAAUCGUCAAAAUGCAACAAUAAAACCAAACUCAAGAUUUAUCAGCUGCGUACUUUCAACACUACUUUAUAGUACAGAAUGCUGGGGAAUGAGAAAGUAUGACAUGUCCAAACUGUCUUUAUUCCAUUCAACCUGCCUCAGAAAAAUCCUCCAUAUCUUUUGGCUCAGAACAAUCUCAAACCAAGAUCUAUUGACACAGUGCAACCAAUAGGAUCUGAGCACCAUCAUUGCCAGGAGGCGUUGGAGAUGGAUCGGUCAUGUGCUUCAGAUAGAAACUGAUUCUAACCACAAAGUAGCAAUAGGAUGGACACCUGAAGGCAAAUGAAAACGAGGCCGCCCGAAAACAACAUGGCAAAGAGCUUGUGGAAGCCGAGCUGAAAAACCUGGGGCACAGUUGGGGAACCAUUGAAAGACUUGUCAGAAACAGACAGGAGUGGAGGAGCUUCGUCACCGCCUUAAACACCAGAGGCGUAAUAGGAACAUGAUGGUGAUGAACACAGUAUUAUGACUGUGCCCUUACAAAAGAGUCAGGUGAGCAUUACUGAGUUUCUCCAAGCAAAGUUGAGCAGUUCCCCUGGUGUGGCCUCAUGCAGGAAUAAGAAAAUUGUUGAUUAUUCACAGUUUGGGGAUUUUGAAAAUGAUGAUGAAGACUUCGCCUGUGUACCUGCACCUUUAAACAAAAAAUCUAGAAUAGUACCUACGGAGACAAAUAGGGAGAAAAAGGAGAAGCAGAAAAGGCCACACAAGGAGGUGACUACAGUGCCGAAGAAAACACCCAGUAAAAGGAUAGCCUUAGAUGACAAACUUUACCAGAGAGAUUUAGAAGUUGCAUUAGCCUUGUCAGUGAAAGAACCAUCUGGAGACAUCCUUGAAAUGCAAGAUUCACAAGAACAAGACAUUAAAAAAUGUGAAGCUAUUGAAUUAGAAAAUGUAGACAGCAGUUCCAUCCUCUCCAACUGCAGUGCAGAUAGUGGUCUCUUAGGCCCUGAUCAGGUCACAGAUGACAAUGACAUCCCCACAGGUGGUUAUAGGCAAAGAAGAGCAGCAUCUAAAGCUGUGUCACAGCAGAAGUUACUGACAGAUGACAGUGAUGAGGGAGACCAUGCUGAUAACUAUGAGCCAGACUUUGUGUCUGAUGAGGAAUCAGAGGGUAGCUCAGAUUUCAGUGAGGAAGAUGAUGAAGAUUUUGCUGCAAAAAAGAAGAAAACUAAAGAAAAUAAAAGGAAAGAAAUUAAGUUAAAGGUCCAAACAGAAAAGGAAAAGAAACCCCCCAAAUCCAGAAUUAAUGCUACAUUGGCUCCGUUAGUUUCUUCUCCACGGAUAAUCCAAGCAAAAUCUCAGUCAACAGUGAAGAAGACAUCAAGUUCUCCAGAACCUAUUGGAAAACCUUUAUACACAUCAAGUCCCUCAACAGACAAGAAGAAGCCCAAAUGGAUACCACCAGCUGCCUCAGGAUGCAGUAGUAACCCACUGGGAGGAAUUUCAGUUAAAUCACCUACUCAAGGUCUCAGACUUGGCUUGUCCAGAUUAGCACGAGUGAAACCACUGCACCCAACUGCUGCCAGCAGUUGAAUGAUCUAUGAAAGUGUCUCUCACUUGAAGGAUUACUAUUUGGAAAGAAGCUGAGUGUGCGGUGGGGUUCUUUUGUUUUUAAACAGGGUUGAAAACAAGUGAGCAGUAAACUGUUUAUUAAACUGUUCAUUCAGAGGGAGGAAAUGCUGUCAAUGUUGCUUGUCUGUUAUUAAUAAAGGGCCUUCAUUCUUCAAGGUGCAGUGUACCACCAGUGAAAUGCUGAGCACCUUCGGCUGCUGAAUAAUAUUACUUAAUCAAGGAGACCUCAGGUUGCUCAGCACCUUUGAUGGAUCAGGCCCAAAGAAAUUGAUUGUGUAUUUGAGAUUGUAUCCUUAUGAUAUCUAUCCUCUUUUGAAAAAAAAAGGGGGGGGGGGUAUUACAUUUUUAAAUUGCAUAAAAAUAAUCUAAAAAGCAGUGUAUCAAUUAUGGAUCUAAAAAUAUAGAAUGGAUUCAUAAUGUAACCUUAAAGUUGCAGUUUUGAAUUCCCAGUUUUUAGUAUUCAUUCUGUUCAUAGUCCAAUUAAAGAAUCCCUUUAGUAAAGUGAAAUCAUUGUUCCUCCCAGUCCAGAAAAGUUGAUUCUCAAAUCUUUGUUAAAACUUACUGAUAUUUGUAUUCGUGUGGAUUUUAUUUCUAAGAAUGUAUAAUGUGCUGCUUAGAAAACUGUAUUUUUAAAAAAAGUAAAAUAAAAUAUACUUUAUAAACA